AUGGAAACCAAAUGUGACCCUCAUAGGGCUGCAAAAUCUCUAAAGAAGUUAGGGUUUGAUGAUUAUGUGAUCAACAGUAACAAUGGUUUUGCUGGAGUUGGAAAUGUCCGAGGAACAAUUCAUUCAUUUGAUGUCAGUUGUCAUAAUGGACAUAAGUGGUUGUUUACAGCCAUCUAUGCUAGUCCAAAUGAUGUCAAAAGAAGGAAUAUGUGGGAUCUUCUUAAAACUAUAGCUAGUAAUAUUAAUCUUCCGUGGCUACUAGCAGAAGAUUUUAAUGAUAUAGCCUAUGCAAGUGAAAAAAAAGGUGGUGCUCAAGCGUCUAGCAGGAAGUGUAAACUUUUCAGGGAUAAGAUAGAGGAUUGCAGCCUAAUGGAUCUGGGAGCUUGUGGACCAGCAUAUACAUGGCGUGGACCUAUUUUCCAUGGAGGGCAAAUAAUAUAUGAGAGACUGGAUAGGGCGCUCAGCAAUGAAAGUUGGAGACUGGAUUUUCAUGAAGCCACAGUCAAAGUUUUACCACGAGUGGAAUUCUCUGACCAUCAUCCACUCAUGAUUUCUCUUACUAGUAACAAGAAUGCGAGGGCUCCUAGCCGGUUUCGUUUUGAGAGUGCUUGGAUGGUGGAGGAGAAAUACAAAGAACGAUUACUGGGGAUUUGGAAGAAAAACGAAGGCUUGAAGAUGAAUCUUAAGUUGGUGGAAGACGAUGCGAAAUACUGGAAGUGCAAAACCUUAAACCACAUGCAAAAGACAAAGAAAGAAAUCAUGGCUAGAUUGAAUGGUGUACAAAAAAGGCUUUAUGGGCAAUCCAAUCAAAGAGCUUUGCAGAGGCUAGAGAAUAAGCUUCAAUAUGACUUGGCUAGGAUCCUCAAACAAGAGGAGCUCAUGUGGUUUCAACGCUCUCGUUCUAAAUGGCUUGCAGAUGGUGACAAGAACAUCAAGUAUUAUCAUCUCAAGACAAUUACAAGAAGAAGAAGAAAUAAGACAGUGAUGCUUAAAACUAGUAAUGGAGAUUGGACAUAA
Messenger RNA from Vicia villosa (hairy vetch), 1017 nucleotides. RefSeq lists its product as uncharacterized. Lineage: Eukaryota; Viridiplantae; Streptophyta; Magnoliopsida; Fabales; Fabaceae. The transcript has 2 exons. The record is from RefSeq and is a predicted model, not a curated record. Bases 1 to 1017 code for a protein of 338 amino acids.